Molecule: messenger RNA, 801 nt
Organism: Pochonia chlamydosporia 170
Lineage: Eukaryota; Fungi; Ascomycota; Sordariomycetes; Hypocreales; Clavicipitaceae
Product: fungal specific transcription factor domain-containing protein
Exons: 3
Coding region: 1-801 (266 amino acids)
Source: RefSeq, a predicted model, not a curated record
AUGCCUCUCGCGAAAAACCCUUUCAUUACUGUCAUCAUGCCACUAGCAUACACGGAUCACCUCUUCAUGAGUAGCAUCCUUGCCGCAAUAGCAGGAAAUACUACCGGUAUGCUGCGUCAACAUAUUCGCGCUGCUCGAGAGUUCAUCUCACACCUCCUCUUGCGGCCUAAAGAUGUUGGCGUAGACGCUGAGAGCCUCGACCUUGGCCUUGAGCUAUAUGUAUACAUACACAUGGUUAAUCCCUUUACCUCAUAUGGACCUGAUUCGACAAGGAAUGCCCUCGAUGUUCCAUUGGUCACCAUACUCGACAACCUACAGACUUGCUGCAUUUUCGAACGCAUGUUUGAUGGUUGCUACUCGCUCUUUGAGUUUAUACCACAAGUUGAUGAACUUGCAAAAUACCGUCUAAGAGAAGAGUAUCUGUUUCCGGGAGAUUCGUCAGCCAGUGAAGUGCUUGUCGAGAGAUUCUGUGAGUUACAGCAACGCAUUGAAGGCUGGAAUCUCAAGCCACCGCGGUCGGCAACACAGAGCGAGUGGGAUACAAUGUUUGUGGCGUCUGAGGCUACUCGAUCCUCGUUGCUUAUAUACCUACAGACUGCUUUGCCCGAAUUAGUAGUCCGAAGAAAAGAGCCUCAGGAAACUAUCCAAGAGCACGUAGAUAGAGCUUUACGGCUGAUAAACGCGACCGUGAACUCUAGAUAUAUGACACUGACGUUUUGGCCAACGCUUGUUGUGGGGUCGUGUGUGGUUCAGGAUGCUCAGAAGAAUUUCAAAUCGCAACGUUCUCCCGAGCACAGGUAA